ACAGAGCGAGGGAUGGAAACAAAGAUCUCAGAUUGGACCAAACGCUCCCAGGGGGAACUUCUCACUAGGCUGCGUAUGGAGCUAAAGAACACAAAAUACUGACUCUGGAUUAAAUGUGGAUUAAAACUUAAGCAGGAAAAGAUGGAGCAGUAUCCGGAAUGAAGAAUUUAACAAGGAGUUCAGACAGCGAAGCUCAGGUCAUCAGUAUGGAUACCUUAAGAAACCAGAAAAAUCCAUGGGUGCUUUAUGAGACAGAGGUGCCACACAGCAGGUUUUGUGAUCCAGGCUGCGGAGUCAGUCCUGCAGAGAAACUGAGCCCCGAGCAGCUAAAGCUCCUGAGAGAUGCAUUCACCGUGACUCGGAGAGCUGGAGAGCAGCAGAUACAAGAAGACAGGCCGAGUGCAAGGAGAAGAAACAACAGAGGAAGAAAUGAGGAGCAAGGGAUGAAGUUUGAAGAGUUUCUUCAGGUUUUGAGGAGAGUGAUUGGUCCGGAUAUUGAGGACACAUGGGUUGAGAGGUUUUUCAACGAGGUAGAUAUCAGCUGUACGGGUCGGGUGAGAUGGCAGCAGCUGUGUUCGUACCUGCUUCUGGAGUACACUGAAAGAGAGCGCGCCUCCAUCCCCACAGCUGCUCUGCUGGACUCCCAGCCACAGAUCACACACUGCACUCACAACAAGCGGGAGCCAACUGUGCGUGUGGUUGCUGUUUCCCAUCCACCCCCACUCCGCUAUAUAAGUGUCAGCAAGGGAGGUCAGAUCACUGUCUGGAACAGCGGCCUACACAUCCUCAAAACUGUUGGACUUACUGGAGACCCAACGGAGGAAGUGGCCAACACGAGGAGGUUCAGAGGCUGGACCACUGAUGCGGUUUAUAUGGGCAAUGUCCAUAAGGUCGCCAUAGCAACUGACAGCAGGGACCUGCACUUUCUCGAUGUCUCAACAGCCAAUGUCUUUGAGGAUGUCCACCUGUUUGGGUUCCGAAGCGUCCCCACUGCUCUUUGUUACUGGCAUGAUGUCCAGUAUCCAGAGCGUCCCUCUCUGCUGCUCCUGGGGGAUGAGAAGGGAGGAGUCCACCUGAUGUGGUUCCUGAACCCCUCUAAAGGUCUUUUUAACAAUCCCUCCAAGAAACAGAACGGCCCACAUAGGAUCUUUUUUCCAGACCUAAGCGAACACAGCAAGAUGGUUUCCCACCGUUACAUCCCCAACAUCCACCAGGUACCAAUCAACAGGGUGAUGUUUGAGCCCAGCACCAGUGACAUCAUGACGUCCUCUGAAAGUGACACCAGCUCUGUGGUCUUUCUGAAUGUGACACUGAGGCGGGAGCCAUACGUGUGGAAAAUAAACCAGGGCGCCAAAUGCUUUGACUACAGUGCAUCUCUGCAGUUGAUGGUGACAGGAGGUUGUGGCCGAGCAGUCAGACUCUGGACUCGAUUCGUCACCACGCGUCCUGUAGCCACACUGCUGGGACACUGUGCCACCAUAUUGGAUGUGGCAAUCUACCCACCUGUCGGGCAAAUCUUCAGCUACUCCAGAGAUGCUGAGCUGAGGGUGUGGGACAUUUCUACGCAUCACUGUCUGAAAACACUCCGCCUGCAGUUCCCAUGCCUGCAGCCGGGUCGAAUCACAGAACAUGGCAACUUCCCCUUCCUGUUUCUAAGCCCUCCUCUUCCGGUAGAGACUCUGCCUCAUUUAGUCGUGGGAUGCAAAGAUUACCUGGCACGGCUGUAUCUGGCCGAAACGAGAAGAGGAAGAGGUGGAUGGCUGACAAGUGAACAGUGGGAAUAUGGACCAGAAAUUAGUGUGGCCCUCUCCUGUGCCCUGUACAACCCCACCCUGGGACAGGUGGUGACGGGACAUGCCGACUCGUCUGUGUCUCUUUGGGACAUAGAGACGGGUCGGAGGCAGCUUCAGAUCUUAAAUGCACAUGGUGAGGAUGAACUCCUCUGCAUGACACUAGACUCCACCCACAGAAGACUGAUCACCGGGGCUCGCAAUGGCACCAUUAAGGUAUGGAAUUUACUAAACGGCCUCAACCUGCACAAGUUGGAGCCCGUCUCCAACUCUGAAGUCACUAUGUUGACCUGUCUCCAUGACAACAAGCUGCUGGCUGUGGGAUGGAGCCAGCGGAUCGUUCAGUAUGACAUUGGUGCAGCAAAGGAUUUGUAUGUGAGAGCAGACAUGUCAUGGAAGUCCGGCGGUGUCCAUAAAUCGGAUAUACUGGCUGUGUGUCAGUGUCCGGCUCUGGGGGUUGUCGCCACAGCGAGCCAUGAUGGGGAGGUCGUCAUCUGGAGGCUGGAGACACAAGGGCCCCUGCUUCACUUACAGAGAGAGGGACAGGCAGGAGUGGUGCCCCCCGUGGACAGCCUCCUGUUCUUGCAGCAUCGAGCUGCGAACAGAAAGCUGAGGAACAGAGGCAUCCUGGUGUCGUCCCAGGCUGGCUGCCUCUGCUUCUGGAGUGUCACUGGAGAGACACACACUUAUGGUGAGUUUUAUGCUCCGGAGCAGCCAGGUGCACGUGUGCUGAGUCUGUGCUCAGAUCAGCCUGAAAACACCAUCCUGGUCUCUGGAGACACAACAGGCUGGCUUCAGAUCUGGGGUAUUUCUCACUAUGCACUGGAAGUCCAGCACGAGUCAGUUAAAGAACGGCCUACGCUGCUGCAGCGUUGGAAGGCACAUGAGAGAGGAGUAGUAAGUGUGGAAGUCCUGAAAGUGGCCGACCGACUGUUCGUCCUCACGGCCUCAGCUGACGGCUCUGCUGGACUGUGGACGAGAGACGGAGACCAGGUGGGAUCUUUUGGACAGGAGGUGAUGUGGAAUAUCUCUGAUGCAGCUGCGUACCAGAGGGAGAUGCAGAAUAACCUGAGGGAAGAUAUGGAAGAGGAGGGGAGGACUGAAAGUGAUGGGGUGGGAGCCAGCAAGGUCAAACCUCAACAAACUUCACAGGAAGAAGCUUCAUGCACCAGCCCAGCAGAGAACGACCAUGAGCAGCCUCAGCAACCCAUGUAUGUGUUUGGGGACUUUUGCCAGACAGUUGCUUCUUCUCAUAGGAGGGGACGCCUCUUUGAUGACACUGAUCACAGCAAUCACUGUUGAUCUGCUGAUAUCGCCUCAUUAGCUCCUGCAGGAGAUGCCUCCACUGUGGAUUUACCCAUAAUCCCCCAAGUGUGGUAUGGUACUGGCAAGAGGAAGCUCAGCUUACAACAUUUGGAGGGAACUGUGAGCCCUCCAUACCCGUCCAGCCAGAUAAAGAGAUGGAGGAAAUACAGACACAAAUUCUAGUUUUAUGUCUCUGUGCAGGCAACAGCCAACUGGCCAAAGGCAUUAUGUUUUCCGUCCAUUCGUCCUUCGCAUUUUUCUGAAAACAAUAACUCAAGAUCGCUUCAAUGGAAUUUCUUCAAUUUUUGUAAAAAACAUUCAGUUGGACUCAAGGAUGGACUGGUUAGAAUUUGUUCACAGUGACUUAACAAACCAUGUUUCAUGUCAUGUGAACACAACAUCUCAGUCACACCUUGAGGAAAAUUCUUCAAACACAUUAUAUUUCAUCUGUAAAAGGUCAAAGGUCACAGUGACCUUGUGUGAGUCUCACAAAAAUGCAUGUAAAAUUGAAGUUGCCUUUAAAUUGUAAAUCAAAUAUGUUGCAUGAAUAUUGUUCCUUCUGGACUUUUCUCUUUCAGGUAUAUGUUGCCCUGUUUUUUCUACAAUGCAUCAAAUGUAUAUUGAAAACCUUAGUUUUCUCUCGUCUUCAGUUACAUGAUCCUCUUGUAUUUGUGCAACAGAGGCUUCUCUUCCUGUAUGUUGCAGUUAUUUUAUCAGUAGUGAAUUUUCCGAAUAUUUGAGAUUUCUCAGACAGACAUCUGAGUCUAAAUUUAGCAUCGCACCUCUGCUGAACUGUACAUAUUUGUGACACAAGUCUCUGUGACCUAUUUUUGUUUGUUUUCUUUCCAUAUUUGAUUGCAAAAACCUUGCAUGCGCUCACCCGCUCGUCCUUAAAAACUGGGGUUAUUUUGAGCCUCUGGUCUGGAUGUUUAAGUGAGGCAGGAAGCGAGCACAGAGCCUGUCCUCGUGUUUGUGUCUGAAGGGAUAAAUACAGACACAGCCGGGACAAACAGGGUAAGUCAUCGACAUCGUCUGCACUUAGGUCCCCUCUGGCAUCUGUGAGAUAACACAGUGUUACUGAAUCCCAUCAAAUAAGUUUAAUAUCUGUCUGCUGAUGACUUUGAUUUGAAGUAAUAGUAACUGUCAAUCAAGGAAUUGAAUGUAUGUCUCCUUUUUUGUGCCAUGCAAUAAAAACUAAAUGAUAUACCCUUA
Messenger RNA from Paralichthys olivaceus (Japanese flounder), 4307 nucleotides. RefSeq names its product cilia- and flagella-associated protein 337. NCBI's taxonomy places the organism in Eukaryota, Metazoa, Chordata, Actinopteri, Pleuronectiformes, Paralichthyidae. The record is from RefSeq and is a predicted model, not a curated record. Gene Ontology annotation, molecular function: protein binding.